GCUCCUGGCCUCAUCACGCGUAGGCAAAAACAAUGUAUUUUUACCGAUAUUUUUUUUCCCGCACGUUUUCUCAUCAGGUUGUUACUAACAUCAUUGUCAUUGGCAUCUCGCGGUUUUGUACUUUGUAUCCGUAAUCGACGUAUUGCGAUUUGACAAUCGUCUUUAGCUCAUGCGACAUGGCGUCAACUGUGCGUUCAAAAAUCUCGAUCAUUAUUGACCCAUCGUCGUAAUACGCGUCGUGCAAUUCUAUGGUUAUAGCUUUUAAUAAUAAUGCGUUCUUAAUAGUUUUCGGUCCGUCGAAUCUCCUCGUUUCUUGUAGUAGACUGUCUCGUGAUUAGAUUAAUAUUCGUAUUGUUUAACAGUUUAGACUUGCCGUCAUGUCUGCUUUGAAACCGGUGUUGCAAGUUAUCGAAUCACACCCUAUAUCAAAUCAGUUGUUUCAACCCGACUCCGACAAGUUUGGUGGCUUAAUAACCAACAGUCAAUAUGCCUGGUUUACUAAUGGAGCUGAUAUUACUCUUUAUUCAAAACAAUUCGGAUCCAUUGUUUCAUCUAAGUCAUUCGCUAUUAAUCAAAAGGACAAAUCUUUAAAGAUAACAUUUGUUAAAGAAUUAAGUAACUGUGAAGAAACAUAUAAUUUUAUUUUGGUUGGAUGUUCUUUUAAAUCUUCUGGAAUAUUAUUUAUAUGUCAGUUACCAACUUUGACUACAAUUCGCUGUAUUGAAUUACCAAAUGCGAUAUCAUACAUCUCCACAAUUAAUAAUAAACCACUUGCUGAAAAUCUACUUUGUGAUGAAUUUAGUGUUAUGUCUACUGUAUUAUUAGUGGGUUUGGCUACAGGUGCUGCUUAUGCAAUUGAUUUAAGACAAAAUCACAUUGAACAACAACUGAGGAGAAAUGAAAUUGUAGUAAAUGAGUCAAGGCCUAGUAAAAUAUUUAUUGUAAGAAAAAAUGAAGAUUGUCAAGAAGUUAAAGAAAUGAGUGAUGACAGUGAUAGUCAUUUAGCAAUGUUUAUAAAUGAAAAUUUUUAUGCGUAUUGUAAAAAACAGUACAAUGGCAAACUAAACUUAAACGUAUCUAGUUUGUUAUAUAUCGAAGAAAUCAAUACUAUUGCUAUCGGAUAUUCUACUGGUCAUUAUCAACUAUGGGAUUGUAAAAUAAUGCGCACCAUAUGCUUAUUAAAAGAGCCAAAAUGUGUUAUGCCAGUAACUCAUAUUAGUUUUAUGGAACCAUCCGAUGACCCAAAUAAUUUGUGUUAUCUUUGGGUUAUUCAAUCAGAUAAUUCUAAACUUCCAAAUGCAACAAUGAUUGCACUAACUUAUGAAGAGCGAAUUGUUAUGCCUAAUGGUCAUUUAUUAUAUAAAACAUAUAAAGGAAGUGGUGUAAAAUUGGAAAUGUCAUUAAAGAAAGAGACUGGAAUUGGACGUUGUAUAUCUGCAUUAUCCUUGUGUAAUAUGAAUCUAUUUAGAAAUGAAACUGACAUAGAUGAAGAUUGUGAAAUAAGAUUAUUUGCUAUGUUAAUCGAAAUACGUAAAAAUGUUGAUGCUGAUCAAGAAUCAUAUAUAUUUUUGUUUGAUAUUAAUCAGUGGUAUAAAGCUCAAAUGCCUUCAUAUAUAAAUCAUCUUCAAGUAUCCAACUCAUAUGCUAGUUUUGUAAAAUUGCCUCAUAAUGUUAGCUGUUUAGAUUUUAAAAUUUCUGACAGAACAUUGCGUCCAUUUGGUUACAAUUUUAGAAGUAAUGUCGAGGAACUUUAUUAUCCAUCUUCGAUUUAUUUUGAGUGCGAUUGUUUAAUGAAUUCAGAAAUUAUACAAUUUAAGCAUGCUGGUGUUCAACAAGAAAUUUUAGAUCAGUUACUUUUAAAAAAUUGGAAAUUAUUAACAAAUCCAAGUUUAGUAUUCAGUCAGUGUUUACAAACAAAUUUAAGACCAUUCUUUUGGGAUAAUCCAGAAGAUUAUGUUAAUUACAGUUUGCUUGAUAAAAGAAGUUUUAUAAUAUCAAUUUUAGUAGAAAACAAAAUUUUAUCAGUUCUUAGUGCUUGUGCUGAAGAAUGGAAAAAUGGAACAUAUGUAUCUACUGGGGCUACCAUUUUACAUUUAGUUCAAUGUCUUUGGAAGCAUGUCAUGGUUGUCAAACAAUUUGCUGACAAAUUAUGUGUUCCUUUAUUUGACUAUUCUGGUACUCAAUUGGAUAAAAAGAAUAAAAGAAUAUUAAAUCAUUGUUUAUCUCAGAUGGAAUGUGUUAAAAAUUUUCUCAAAGAUUUACAUACUAUCUAUGGAGUUCAUAUAAUUAAUGUUGAUUAUUCUUUUCGAGUUUAUACACUAAACUUAGUCACUCAAUAUUUUAAAGCAGUAACAUGUUUUCUCAACUAUGGUCUUUUACCAGAAUCUACUGAAGAAGAUCCUACUCAAGGUAUUCUACAUUGUGAUUUUACUUCUUUAAUUCAGUAUGCUAAUAAACGGCGAAUGGAAUUUGGAGAUUCACAGUUAUAUUUAAUUGAUGCUAUUGUUUAUAAUGAACCAAAAGGAAAUAAAUUAAUCGAGCAAUGGCAACAUGAAGGCAGUGAAGCUACUAAGGGCAUGUAUCCACCCUCUACAGUUCAAUGCCUGUUGAGAAUUUAUUUGAAUUCAGCACUAUCUGAUCAAGUGAAAGAUUUCAUUAUAAUUUACUUUUUGAUUGACGUUUGUUCUUCACAAGAACUAAAUGUAAUGCUUGCAAAUCGUAUGUGUAAUUUUGCUAUUGAAUUUGAUGUUGAAAAUAAAGGAUUGAAUACACUAUGUCGUGCUAGCUGGUUAUUUGAUCAUGACAUGUUUGAAGAUGCUAUAGAAAUAUUGUCAAAUAAUAAAGAAUGGAUGAUAGACAAUGAUAAAUCAUGGGAUUGGUUCCAUUGGACUGUUUUAAAAUUACUUGUAUUUAAAACUGAAUAUUUUUGGGCAAGAUUUUACAUGAAACUUGUUAACAUUAAACCUGAAAAUAUUAACGAUCACAAAUUUUAUAUCAAUUUACAAGUUUUGAAUAAUCAAUAUUUUGAUGGCUUAAACUAUAUACGUUCUAGACCAAUUAAGGAAAAACAAAUUUUAUUUGAAUAUUUUUUUGAUAGAUGCAGAGAAACAAGUAAAUUAAAAUGUUUGAUAGAAUAUCUUUGGGAGUUGGAAGAAGAAGAAUUGUUUUAUUCAUACUUAAAAAAAUUUAAUGACCCGGAGUCAUUAUCUAUUCAAUUAUUAUUUUUACUACAACGAGGAAGGUAUAUAGAAGCUAUUGAACUGAAUAAAUCAUUAGAAUGCAUAAAUAAAUCAAAAUGUAAUGAUGGUCUGGCAAUAACUAGUCUUUUGGUUAGUGGAUUCGAUAAAAGUAUACCUAUGACCAUGAAACAAAAUUAUAAUCGUCCUCCUGUUAAAAGUUUAUACAAAAAAACAGAUAUUGUGACGAAAUGUAUGAAUAAUGACAUUAAAUUGUUUAAUGUAACGGAAAGAAAAACAGAUAAUGUGGUUAAUUUAAUAAAUUCCCCAAAAUCGUCAUCUAAUUCAAUAAAUCUGAUUAUACCACCAAACAAUAGUACACGAAAGCGUUCUCCUUCAUAUGAUAUACUAUAUAAUGAGAAACGAAGGAAAAUAACUGAUGACUAUAUAUUAAGUCCUCCAAAAGUUGUUGAUGAUGUUAUUGAAAGGCCAAUUGAAAAACAUGUGCUGGAAAUUCUAAAAACUCCACUAGUAGAAAAGACAUUUACGUCACCUUCUGUAAUGAAUUAUUCAUCAAUUUUAAAGACGGGAUCUGCAAAAAAUUUAAGAAUAUUAUCCUUAAAAGGCGCUGAGAAACCAGCUUCUAAAACUAUAUUAAGAUUUAGUUUACCUGAUGAUAAUAAUACUUCAAUUGAACAGGUUGAGUCUGAAAAAAUGAUGGACAUUUCGAAGCCUGAUAUUGAUAAAAAUGAUGAUAUUUUCAUUGUUGAAAGUAGUGAUUCCAAUAAUUCUUCUCAUCAAAUAAUUAAAGAAUCAAUAGACUUACCCAAUGAUAAUUCUAAAAAGGAAUCAUUAGAUUUUGAAACUGUAGUUGAUGAAAGAGAUGAUGAAUGUGAACAAAUGGAUAUUUCUGAAGUCUAUUCAUUAAUUGAUUUAGAAACGCAAGACACUUCUUUGAAAAAAAGAGAUUUAAUACCCUCAGAUACUGAAGUAAAUACUAUUUUUUUGCUGUCAUCAUCAGAUGAAGAUGAAGUCAAAGUAACAUCAGAUCCUCAAUCAGUGACUGAAAAUACAAAUUCCAUUACAUAUAAAUAUAACGAAUACGAUGAUCAAAUUGAAUACAAGAAAAUAACAAGCUCAGCCCCUUCUGCAUUUGAUAUUAAAAACUAUAGUUUAGCAACUAAUACUGAACCUGUAAUGAAUGUAGUUCAAAAAUCCAUAUCGCACAGUAAUGAUGUUAAUUCAAAUUUUAGAUGUUCUUAUCUAGUAGGAGAUCAACAUCUUGUCGAAGAAGAUGAUGAUGACGUUAUUAUUUUGGAUUCAGAAAAUGAAGAUGAAAUAGAAAAAGAAUUUUCUCCGGCAUGUUCGUCUGGUUCUACUGAAACAAUAAAAACAUUAGAUUGUUCUUCCGAGUCUAAUUCAUCAUGUGAUAGCGAUUUAGAAAAUACAAGAUAUGGUAGAUUUAAAUCGCAUAAAGAAGAAAAAAUCCAAGAUAACAAUGAUGAUCAACUAGAAGAGGAAGGUGAAGAAGAAGAAGGCGAAGAAGAAGAAUUCGAAGAAGAAGAAGGCGAAGAAGGAUUUGAAGAAAUAGAAAAUGACGUGGAUUCAUGUGGCAUCUCAUUUUCAGGAGAAGAAAAUAACCAAAAAGAAGAAAUGAAUUCGGAGCAAUAUGAUGUCAUAUCUUCCAUGGGUGUAAAUUAUGGUUAUUUACAAUCGUGCCAUGAAGGUAAUAAUAUAGAUACUGAUGAGAAUCAUUAUAAUGAAUAUGAUGUAGAUGAACCUAGAUUGCAAUAUAGCAAAGAAAGUAGUGGUACAAAUUUAGAACAUCAUCUGGAAAAUUAUGAUGAUCAUAUAAUGUAUAUCCAUCCCAAUGAAUGCGAAGAAAAUAAUUUUGAAAAUCAUAAUAUUGAAUUUGAUAAUAAAUUUGAAGAAAAUGAUAAUGCAGAAUUCGAUGAAGAAGUUGAAGAAAUUAGUUCAGAAAAUGAGAAAGUUGAAGAUAUAAAUUCAGAAAAUGAUAAUGUAGAAAUUGAUGAUGAAGUUGAAGAAAUCUGUUCAGAAGAUGAUAUUGUAGAAUUCAAUGAAAAAGUCGAAAAAAAAUGUAGUGUAGAAUUUAAUCAAGAAGUUGAAGAAAUCGGUUCAGAAAAUGAUAAUGUAGAUAUUGAUGAAGAAGUUGAAGAUAUGAAUUCAGAAAAUGAGAAAUUUGAAGAAAUCGGUUCGGAAAAUGAGGAAGUUGAAGAAAUCUGUUCAGAAAAUGAUAUUGUAGAAUCCAAUGAAGAAGUUGAGGAAAUCGGUUCAGAAAAUGAUAAUAUAGAAAUUGAUGAAGAAGUUGAAGAUCUAAAUUCAGAAAAUGAGAAAGUUGAAGAAAUCGAUUCGAAAUAUGAGGAAGUAGAAAUCUGUUCAGAAGAUGAUAUUAUAGAAUUCAAUGAAGAAGUUGAUAAAAAAUGUAGUGUAGAGUUUAAUCAAGAAGUUGAAGAAAUCGGUUCAGAAAAUAAUAAUCUAGAAAUUGAUGAAGAAGUUGAAGAAAUCGAUUCGGAAAAUGAGGAAGUUGAAGAAAUCUGUUCAGAAAAUGAUAUUGUAGAAUUCAAUGAAGAAGUUGAUAGAAAAUAUAGUGUAGAAUUUAAUCAAGAAGAUGUAGAAAUUGGUUCGGAAAAUGUUAAUGUAAAAUUUGAUGAACAAUAUGAAGAUAACAGUUUAGAAAAACAUAAUUUAAAAGAUAUAGGAAACACUUUGAUACAAUUUAACGAUAAGUUUAAUGUUGCACUUGAGAAGGAUGUGUUUGAUGUACAUAAAAAAGAAGAAAGUGAAAAUGAUAUUAUAAUAACUUCUUCUGAUGGCUUGAAUUCAAAUAUGCUAAAAAAUACAUCUUCGGCAUUUGAUCCGACUAAAGAAAUACCCAGUAAUGAUAUUGAAAUAGAUGAUAUUACAAAAGAAAAUUAUAGUAAUAUCCUGGUUGAAAAUGAAAUUGUAGGAAAUUCAAGUAUAAAAGGUCAAGAAAAUAUAAAUGAAACAGUUGAACAUAUUAAUGACAUCACUAAUUGUGAUGUCUCUAUUAAAGUGAAAAAUAAUAAUGAUGAAAUAUUAACAGAAGUUCAGAAUGAUAUGAAUACAGCUGUUGAAGAGUGUCCAUCUGCUAUCAAUGAUAAUAACAUUGAAGAAUCAAUAACCAAGUCGAGUCUAAUCCCUGAAAAUUGUCCAAAUCAUACCACAAUGACUGAAACUCAAUUGAGUCAAUUAGGAUCUUUUGAAGUUGAUGUUAAUCAGUCAACUCCAUUUUUAUUUGGUGAUUCAUUUUCUGGUCAGCAAGAUUUUACUGACCACAAGCCAAUGUUUCUUUUUGGUCAAGUGUAUUCAUUUAAUAAAGAACAAUUUAUUGUAACUCCACAUACUGAUACACCCACAACACAAGAUCUUAAUACAAACAACGACGAAAUUAUGGUUACAAAUAUCGAACCUAAAAACGUAGAGGUAGUUGAUGACAUUCAAGACAUUUUAGAAUUAGAAUCAUUACCUGAAAGCAAUCCUGAUGAAAAUUUGGUUGUACAUAAACGCUCAAGAUUAAAUAGCUUACAACCAGACUCUAAUGAAAAUAAUGAAACAAUUAAUAUUAUUGAUCAAUUUUCUGUUCCAUCUGAUAACAAUUCUCUACUACAAAAUGAUAUAAUUCAAGAUUCUGAAACAAAAAAACCAAUUUCUACAAUAAAUACUAAUCUACUUAUGAAAUCUGAUCAGUUAGAAUCAACAAUUAAUCAUGAAAGUCAGAUCCUUCCAAUAAUGACUGAAAAAAGAAAAUGUGAAACAGAUCAUCUAGCUGAUUACUCAGUGGAAAAUAAUAAAAAAGAAGAAAAAUUCACUGAGAAAUCAUUAAUAGUUUCUCAUAAUACAGAAGAUAUGAAAACUACUCCAAAGCCUCGAAGAAGUGUUAGAGCUAUCAGUGAACAAAAAGAAUCAAACAUGACUAUUAUGACCAGAUCUAAACGUGCAAAAUCUCUUAUCCCUCAUUCAACUACUGAAAAUCUACAAAUUUAUAAUUCCAAUAAUCCGUUAUUAGAAUUAAAUAACACUUUUAAUUUGCCAAAAAGUGAGCAAUCUUGUGAUAAAAUCCCCAUAGAAUCAAUUAAUCCAUAUGUUGUUUUGAUUCCAUUAUCAGAUACAAUUAUUACCACUAAUAAAAUGGUUAAGAAUAAAGAAAUAGAACCUUUGCCAGAUAAAACUGAUAAAAUGGAAGAUAUUGGUGAUCUAAAUUCAAGUCGACGUACGUCCUUACGAAGUAGUGUAAUUAGAACAAAAAGAUAUAGUACAGUUUCUUGUGAUGAUUCUGAGUAUAAAACCAAACAACCACAAUCUUCUGAAGUUGAAGAAAAUCAGCUUAGUGUAUCAAUGUCAAACGUCAAUGAAAAAAUAAAUAAUGAAACUAAUAGUUCUAGAAAGAGAAGACGCUCUACCAAAUCGAGUCAAUUACCUGAAACUGAAAUAAUUAAAAGAAGAACUAGAGCUAAAAGUGAAACUAACCUAAAUCAAUCAAUAGCUGGUUCUUUAAAUCUUUUUCGUGCUUCUGAAAUGUUAGAAGAUGAUACUAGACAUGUGACAGUUUCAUUAUCUAGGAAAAAAUCAAAAAGUCAAGGCAACAUUGUUUCAACAAAACAAGAAAGUGGAUGUUCAAAGUCUUCAAUUCCUGUGAAACCUGCAUUUGCUUUAGAGUUGAUUCCUGAAGAAGACUUUUUAAAUCAUAAUAAAAAUGUAGAAAGUGAACAUGUAUCAACUAGGAAAUCAAAAUUCAAUUUCUUAGCAAAUAAAUCAAAUCGAAUUGAACCUAAUGAUACAAAUGUUCAACUUAAAACGAAAGCUAAAACUCCAAAAAGAAGAGCUAAAUCAGUUGAAUCCGGUCCAGCGAUAACAUUAUCUGCUGUUAAACCAAAAAGGCCAAAACGAAGUGCAAGUGUCAAUUUAUUAUUAUCAGAUGAAGAAAACGAGGAAAAUGAUCGUAUGGAAACUUAUAAAAAAGCAAUUCAAGUUAAACAAAAACGUUCAACUUCUAAAUUUGUUAAUAGUAGGAAAAAACCAAAAAUUUCUCAUCAAAAUGAGUCCAUUUAUAUUUCUGAAUCCGAAACUGAUUCUAAUGAAUCUAAUCAAAAUUUAAAUGAGCUAUUCACUCCUGCAAAUAAAAAUACCAAAAUACCUAUGGGUGUUUUAAAUUCUGAAAAUGAUGAUAGCUCUGAUGAUAAUUCUGCUAUAGUUUUUAAACAAAUGUUAACAUCAAAGACUUUUCAGUCUUCUUGUUCUGUAGAGCCAAUCGUUUAUAGAAAUAAAAAAAAUGAACACAAAUCAUCUGUUGAGACAGUUGUUUCUAAUUCUCCUAUAGCUGUUAAAGAAAAAAAGAAACCAAAAGCUGAUAUCAGUAAACAACGUAAAACUUCUAGCAGUAACACAACUGAAAUUCAAAAUUCUCCAAAGAAAACAGUUAAGAGCAAUACAGAGAAGACUUAUGUAGAUGAACUGCCAAAACGAAGAAGAAGGAAUAUUAAGGAAACAAUACAAGCGCCUAUUGACCCAUUAAAUGAUCCAUUGUCUGAAAGACGUAUGACACGAUCUCAACAUUUAUUGUUAGAUAAAUCUCUACAAUCUACAUCAUUGAUAGUACAUGAUGAAACUGCUAAUAACUUGUCCGCUCAUAAACCAGAAAAUAAAAAAACCCCCAAAAAAAUCAAGCAAAAAAAGUCUAAUAAUUAAGUAAAAACUAAUAUAUAAUUUUCAAUGUUUUUAAACAGGUUAAUAUUUUUAUUUUAUACUACAAGUAUUGCAGUACUGCUACCAGAAUUUUUUGUUUUUACUAUUUCAUUAUUUUUUUCAAAGGACUAUACUAUGUGUAUAAUAUUAUAAUUGUAUUCAUGGAUAUUUCUGUUGAUGUACUAUACAAUAAGUUUUCACACAAUUUCUUGUUAUUCUUAAGUUACAGGAUGUUAACAGUGUUGCAGUACUAUACAUAGUUUUAUAAUUAUCAAAAGUUAACUGGAAAUGUAUGUAUUUUAUUUAAUUAAUAAAAUUACACU
This is a messenger RNA of Sipha flava (yellow sugarcane aphid), 9223 nucleotides long. RefSeq names its product protein ELYS (gene Elys). The transcript is spliced from 24 exons. The record is from RefSeq and is a predicted model, not a curated record. NCBI's taxonomy places the organism in Eukaryota, Metazoa, Arthropoda, Insecta, Hemiptera, Aphididae. Bases 378 to 8903 code for a protein of 2841 amino acids.